Molecule: messenger RNA, 1281 nt
Organism: Sodiomyces alkalinus F11
Lineage: Eukaryota; Fungi; Ascomycota; Sordariomycetes; Glomerellales; Plectosphaerellaceae
Product: acyl-CoA dehydrogenase domain-containing protein
Exons: 2
Coding region: 1-1281 (426 amino acids)
Biological process (GO): L-leucine catabolic process
Molecular function (GO): flavin adenine dinucleotide binding; 3-methylbutanoyl-CoA dehydrogenase activity
Source: RefSeq, a predicted model, not a curated record
AUGUCAAGCGUUAGGUUAUUCAGGUCCCUGGCGCGGCCUGCGGCCCUCCGGCUUCCCAGACAAGCCGUCAUCACCCCUCACGUCCGGCACCAUUCCCAGAAACACCCACAAGGCUUUGAGCCGCCAUCAGAGGCCGACCUGAGCGAAUUGAGAGAGCGAGUACAAGAAUUCACGCGGCGAGAAAUAACGGAGGAGGUAGCGGCGCACACGGACAAGAGCAACUCGUUCCCCAACGACAUGUGGGCCAAGCUGGGCGAGGCCGGGUUCCUAGGCAUCACGGCGGACGAGGAGGUGGGAGGGUUGGGGAUGGGCUACCAGGCACACUGCGUGGUGCUGGAGGAGCUGUCGCGGGCGUCCGGGUCGAUCGGGCUCAGCUACGCGGCGCACUCGCAGCUCUGCGUCAACCAGAUCCAGCUCAACGGGACGGCCGAGCAGAAGAAGAAGUACCUCCCCGGGCUGAUCGCGGGGACCAGCGUCGGCGCGCUGGCCAUGUCGGAGUCCGGGGCGGGGAGCGACGUGGUCAGCAUGCGGACGACGGCGACGAAAGUGGACGGCGGCUACGUGAUCAACGGGUCCAAGAUGUGGAUCACCAACGGGCCGGACGCGGACGUGAUCGUGGUCUACGCCAAGACGGAGCCGGACAAGGGGUCCAAGGGCAUGACGGCGUUCCUGGUCGAGACCAAGACGGACGGGUUCAGCUGCCAGCGCAAGCUGGACAAGAUGGGCAUGCGGGGGAGCAACACGGGCGAGCUCAGCUUCGACGGCGUGUUCGUGCCCGAGGCCAACGUGCUGGGCCGCGUCAACGGCGGCGUGCGCGUGCUCAUGGAAGGGCUCGACCUGGAGCGGCUGGUGCUCAGCGCGGGGCCCCUGGGCCUCAUGCAGGCGGCGCUGGACGUGGCGCUGCCGUUCACGCACCAGCGGAAGCAGUUCGGGGCGCCCAUCGCGCACAACCAGCUCGUCCAGGGCCGGCUGGCCGACAUGUACACCAAGCUGCAGGCGUCGCGGUCUUACACGUACGCGACGGCCCGGGAGGUGGACGAGGAGGGGGUGAUCCGCACGCAGGACUGCGCCGGCGCCAUCCUGUAUGCGGCCGAGAGGGCCACCGAGUGCGCGCUCGACUGUAUCCAGCUUCUGGGCGGCAUGGGCUACGUGGAGGAGAUGCCGGCGUCGAGAUUGUUGAGAGAUGCGAAAUUGUACGAGAUCGGAGCGGGCACAUCGGAAAUCCGCCGCAUGGUGAUUGGAAGGGCCUUCAACAAGGAGUAUGCCCAUAUGUCGAGAUAG